AUGGCUCCUUCGUCAUCACACGCACGCAAGUCAUCGGGGACGACCGAGUCUGUUGGAAGAGGCGCAGGAGGUCGAGUUUCCAAGAGAUCCGAUAACGCUUUUAUCCUGGAUUUACAACAACGCGCUGCAACAAGUCAGUCCAGCAAUGGCCCCGCAGAAUAUGUCACACCAGGCUCACUGGAUACAAACAUCAAUGUUGGUGGUCUGUCUGAUCAAGCAGAGGUACAGCCUCGUAUGUCUUCACCUGGAGGCAAUAUCUCCGUCUCUCUUCCCCCAGAUGAUAGUAGACUUGACAGUGGGAGCAGUACAAAUAGCGGCAGCAGAGGGCUCGAUCCCAUUGCUUCAGCUCUUGUGAACCCAUUAUCUGCAGGGCAGUCCAAGUUCAUGGCCUCUGCACAAGGUCGGGAAUUCUACCUUGGGACAUCAUCCAACUGGUCCUUUACACGUCGUGUCCUGAGCCUCACCCAUGAAUACGUCCACCAAAGUCCAAUCGCCGCCGACAACCUCUUGUUUGACGGAUUGGCGUAUGAUCUCGGAUGGAACGGCUCGCGCAUCGCUCCCGUGCCCGAACCUCCCAUUAUGCCGAGCCUCGACCAUGCGCUAUUCCUGGUCAAUACUGUCAAGUUCCAUUGCGGUCAAUUAUUUCACCUGUUCGAUGAAGAAACAUUCAUGGCAUACUUACAUGAGUUUUAUAAUGACCCGACAGGCCACAUAAGUGCCGCAGACCUCCGCUACGUCCACCUCCUCCUGAUCCUGGCCUUUGGUAAAGCUUUUGCAGAGAACAACAACUACCAGUCUAAAAGACCCCCAGGCGCCGAUUACUUUGUGACUGCACUUCGGAUUUUACCCAGUAUUCACAUCCUCGUCUACGAACCGCUGAUAUCAACCGAAAUUCUUUGCUGUAUAGCUCUGUACUUUGAGUCCCUUGACUACCGCCAUUCAUCACAUGGAUUUAUUGGACAAGCGAUGAGAGUCGCGUUAGGCCAAGGAAUGCACACAGACAUGCCCGUAGAUCAACUUGGUGAACGUAUCGUCGAGCGAAGCCGGAGGAUAUGGUGGACUGUAUAUGUGUUAGACCGCGAGAUGACAUCUCUUAUGGGCUUGCCUCAGUCCGUCCACGACGAUGAUAUACAUCCCGCACUACCGCACUUCGAUGGUUCGACGCAACGGGCGGCAGCGUUACAUAUGCAGAUACGAUUAUGUCGAAGUAUCGCAUCCGUCGGCAGAGGGGUUUAUGGUGUAAACGGUCGGCUGAACAAGAAGUUUCUGCUCAGUACUAAAAAGGUUCUCGAAAAUAUCGCUGGUCUCGCAGAUGAACUGCAACAACAAUUUCCUCUGGGCAUCGAAAAAGCUAUCAAUGGAGUUUCAAGAGUAGCAGGCUAUCUCCAUAUGCUUUACCACCAGUGUAUCGUCCUCGCAACAAGACCAUUGUUACUAUGUUUUCUCAAGAUUCGCUUCGAAACACCAGAUGCUAUAACAGAAGCGCUCAACUCGUCCCAGACUGUCUGGAACUUGAUCAAAAUGUGUAUCGACUCUUCAUACCAGAUGAUCAACAUUCUUGGCUGUUUGCAAAGUCAAGGUCUGCUCGAAGCAUUUCUACCUUUUGAUCUAGAGUCUUUGUUCGUGUCAAGCUUCAACCUUCUUAUUGCCCCGGUCCUCGAUCCGAGAUUCUCUGAACAUGAUGCGACGUUCAGGCAUAAGACGUCAAUCAUCUUCAGUGAGAUGGUAAACAAGGGGAAUCUUAUCGCCGUGUUUCGCCGAUCAGAGCUGCAGCAACUUGACGACAUGCUCAGUAGUCUAUCACGAGACAACGACGACACCACGCCUAUACCUAUAGAUGGACAAAUUCUUGGAGGUGCAAUGGCCGAUGAAGCCGUUGUGGCUUUACUGGAAUCGAACGACGAGAACGAGAGUAUGGCGUCGUUGGUCCCACCUAUGGAUGAUUUGGGCAUGGAUGCAUGGUUUACGACAGCCCAAAUGAUUGACUUGGCGAAUUCUAUCGCGAAUAGUGACACUGAAUGGGUUUCGCAUACGAUGAUGGAGCAUGAUAUUUGGUAG
Molecule: messenger RNA, 2058 nt
Organism: Fusarium poae
Lineage: Eukaryota; Fungi; Ascomycota; Sordariomycetes; Hypocreales; Nectriaceae
Exons: 8
Coding region: 1-2058 (685 amino acids)
Biological process (GO): DNA-templated transcription
Molecular function (GO): DNA binding; zinc ion binding
Source: RefSeq, a predicted model, not a curated record